AUGCCCAUCGCACCCAUCACAGGCAAGCUCAGGAAGAGACUCUGGCUCGACAUCUCCGUCGCCCUGGGCCUCGGAAUCACCUCUGGCUACGCGUUCUGGUACGGCGUCCAUCUCAAGGGUGUCCAGCGCCACGAGGAGUACUACCUCAAGCUCGAGAAGGCUCGGGCAGCUGGCAGGGACGAGUAA
Molecule: messenger RNA, 186 nt
Organism: Coniophora puteana RWD-64-598 SS2
Lineage: Eukaryota; Fungi; Basidiomycota; Agaricomycetes; Boletales; Coniophoraceae
Product: cytochrome-c oxidase subunit VIIa
Exons: 3
Coding region: 1-186 (61 amino acids)
Biological process (GO): mitochondrial electron transport, cytochrome c to oxygen
Source: RefSeq, a predicted model, not a curated record